Plasmodium falciparum 3D7 is the source of this 1119-nucleotide messenger RNA. RefSeq names its product rifin. The transcript is spliced from 2 exons. NCBI's taxonomy places the organism in Eukaryota, Apicomplexa, Aconoidasida, Haemosporida, Plasmodiidae. The coding region runs from base 1 to 1119 and encodes 372 amino acids. The record is from RefSeq and is a predicted model, not a curated record.
AUGAAAAUCCAUUAUACUAAUAUAUUAUUGUUUCCUCUAAAAUUAAAUAUAUUGGUAAAUACCCACAAAAAACCAUCAAUUACAUCACGUCAUAUACAAACUACCAGAUUAUUAUGCGAAUGCGAAUUAUAUACACCCAAUUAUGACAACGAUCCUGAAAUGAAAUCUGUGAUGCAACAAUUUCAUGAUCGUACAACACAAAGGUUUCAUGAAUACGAUGAAAAUUUGAAAGAAAAACGACAAAAAUGUAAAGAUAAAUGUGAUAAGGAAAUCCAAAAAAUUAUUUUAAAAGAUAAAAUUGAAAAAGAAUUAACAGAAAAGUUUUCUUCAUUACAAACUGAUAUACAUAGUGAUGCCAUUCCAACAUGUAUUUGCGAAAAAUCAUUAGCAGAUAAAGUGGAAAAAAAUUGUUUGAAAUGUACGCAAAAUUUGGGAAAGAUUGUUGCACCCUCUUCAGGAGUAUUAGCAGGAAUUUCUGAAGCUGCGCUAAGUGUGUGGAAAACUACAGAAAUUGCAGCGGCUAUGGAAUUAGCUAAACAAGCAGGUGCAGCAGCAGGUCUUAAAGCAGGACAUUUGGCAGGUACUAAUGCUGUUAUUGAACAAUUACGCACAUUGGGUAUAUACUUUGUAGGUGAUAAACUAUUGGAAACAAUUAUUGAUGUAACAAAUUAUAUGAAUGUGUCUUUCAUUUAUGAUAAAGUUUAUUCUCAUUAUACCACGUCAUGUACACCUAGUUUAGUUAAUGAUCAGCUUGUCGGUACUUUUAACACUAGUGAUCCUUUUUGCAAUUUGGUUCAUUCAAAUCUUCAAGGUAGUUUUUAUAGAAGUUCAGCACAAACUAUUAUAUAUGAAAAGGUAGAAGAAGCUGUUGCAGGAGCUGAACAAGCUGCUACUACCAAAACUGCGGUCAUGACUCCUAUAUAUACAACAGAAUUUACAGCAAAAAACAUAGCCGAAGUAGAAGCUGCAACUACUUCCUACUAUACUCCUAUAAUAGCAUCCAUCGUUGCAAUAGUAAUCAUAGUUUUAAUUAUGGUUAUAAUAUAUUUGAUUUUACGUUAUCGCAGAAAAAUGAAAUUGAAGAAAAAACUCCAAUAUAUAAAAUUAUUAGAAGAAUAA